CCUCAGUAGGAGGGUCCAGGAAGGACGCGCUCACGUGCUCUCCAAGUUGAAACAGAAGGUGAAAGGAUCGAUAAUUAACAUAUAAUCACUCAUCAACACCGCUGAGGAUCUCAUCAGCUCGAGGUGAGGUCUGUCUGCGGUCCCUUGUCUCGAUCUUGCCCGGCCAGAGGCUGUCACCUGCGCCCGGGAGGAGAUGAAGAGCAGCGGAGGAUCACCGGCGUCCCUGUUGCCGCUGCUGCUGCCGCUGCUGCUGCAGCUGCUGGCAGCGGUUUGUGUCGACGGGUACAAGCCUGUCAUCAUCGUGCACGGCAUCUUCGACGGACCCAAGCAGUUCGAAAAGCUGUCUCUUUUCAUAGACAAGGUGCAUCCAGGCACGGAGGUGACGACGAUCGACCUGUACGACAACAUGGCCAGUCUGAAGCCACUGUGGAGGCAAGUCCAGGGCUUCAGGAAGGCCAUCGAAUCCAUCAUGAAGAAGGCCCCUGAUGGCGUCCAUCUUCUUUGUUUUUCACAAGGCGGUCUAAUUUGUCGAGCACUGGUCUCCACGAUGCCAGACCACAACGUUCACACCUUCAUCUCGCUGUCGUCACCGCAGGCUGGACAGUACGGAGACACAGACUACCUGCGGUGGGUGUUUCCUAAAUACUUGAAGAGGACAGUGUUCCGUGUUUGCUACAACAGAUUAGGACAGAAAGUGUCUAUCUGUGACUACUGGAACGACCCUCACCACAGGCCCUGCUACCUGAAAGGCAACAGCUUUCUGACGUUGCUCGAUGGCGACAGACCUCACAACGCCAUGAAAGCGUGGAGGGGAAACUUCCUGCGCAUCAAGAAGCUCGUGCUUAUUGGAGGACCAGACGAUGGCGUCAUCACACCGUGGCAGUCCAGCCACUUUGGAUUCUAUGACAGCAACGAACACAUUGUGGAGAUGAGGAACCAGGAGUUUUACAAGAACGACACGUUUGGGCUGAAGACGCUGGACGCUCGCGGGGACAUUACGAUGUGCGUUCACUCCGGAGUGAAGCACGUUCAGUGGCACUCCAACUUCACAGUGUUCAUGAGCUGCAUGGAGAAGUGGCUCACAUGAAACCAACUCACCCCGCAGUGUGAAGGAUGUUAACGCAGAGCGCUGUUCAGCUGAUGAUCUAACCAAACUGAUCAAAACUAAACUAAUCUGAUCCAGACAGACGCUGUUGUGUUUGGAAAUACUGUAGAAAUUGCUUAUGAUUGUGCAAAAGCUUUCCAGAUGAAUGAUAUUUUAUUAAAAAAGGUGAAACAAAGAAGCUUCUACCUAUGAUUUUUUUGUCCCA
This is a messenger RNA of Acanthopagrus latus (yellowfin seabream), 1310 nucleotides long. RefSeq names its product lysosomal thioesterase PPT2-like. NCBI's taxonomy places the organism in Eukaryota, Metazoa, Chordata, Actinopteri, Spariformes, Sparidae. Gene Ontology annotation, molecular function: thiolester hydrolase activity. Bases 194 to 1087 code for a protein of 297 amino acids. The transcript has 8 exons. The record is from RefSeq and is a predicted model, not a curated record. Gene Ontology annotation, cellular component: lysosome.